UUCAUUUGGGUCAGAAAAGGAACAAGUCCCAGCAGCAGCAGCUGCGGAGGAGCCAGGACGAGUCCGGUGGAGCCGGAGAUUCUGAUUUUAUUCGGAAACUAAGUCAAGAUACUGUCCGGUUACGUCGCCGUGAAAGUGUCAGCGGCGCUGUUGAAAGAAAACAAAGCGUCAGAGUUUGAGCUAGUUUUCCUUCUAACUGACUCUUCUGGAGACACAUGACGUUAAAGCCCAACUGAAGCGGAGAAUCUUCAGCCAAAGAUGGACCUGUGGUUGCUUUUGAUAGCGACGUUAUCCGUCGUGCUCGGCAGCAGCUCCGCUCAGCAAGAGGGAAGCAUCUGCAUCAAAGCCAACGCACAGUCAUGUGGAGAGUGUAUCCAAGUGUCGGAGGCCUGUGGAUGGUGCACUGACGAAAAUUUCCUCACGGUGGGCGAGUCCAAGUCGGCCCGCUGCGAUGACCUCGAGUCCCUGAAGGCCCGGAAGUGUAAUGAGGCGAAGAUCGAGAAUCCUCGUGGAAGCAUGGUGGUCAACAAGGACAAACCGGUCACUGACCGUGCCAAGGAGGGAGAUAAGCUUAAACUGGAGCAGAUCACCCAGAUCCAGCCCCAGAAACUCACCCUGAACCUCAGAUCUGGAGAGCCGCAGACCUUCAGGCUCAAGUUCAAGCGGGCAGAGGACUACCCCAUUGAUCUGUACUACUUGAUGGACCUGUCCUUCUCUAUGAAAGACGAUUUGGAGAACGUGAAGAAUCUCGGAACGGACCUAAUGAGGGAGAUGCAGGAGAUCACCACCGACUUCAGGAUCGGUUUUGGCUCGUUCGUGGAGAAGACGGUCAUGCCCUACAUCAGCACCACCCCGGCCCGUCUCUUGAACCCGUGCACGGGCAACCAGAAUUGCACCCGCCCCUUCAGCUACAAGAACGUCCUGAAGCUGACCGACAAGGGGGACGAGUUCAACCGUCUGGUCGGCCUGCAGCAGAUCUCUGGGAACCUGGACUCCCCAGAGGGGGGGUUCGACGCCAUCAUGCAGGUCGCUGUGUGCGAGGAGCAAAUUGGCUGGAGGAACGUGACCCGCCUGCUGGUGUUCUCCACCGACGCUGGUUUCCACUUCGCUGGAGAUGGUAAACUGGGAGGCAUUGUGCUGCCCAACGAUGGGAAGUGCCACCUGGAGAACAACGUGUACACCAUGAGCCACUACUAUGACUACCCGUCCAUCGCGCACUUGGUCCAGAAGCUGAGCGACCACAACAUCCAGACCAUCUUCGCCGUGACAGAAGAGUUCCAGCCAGUUUACAAGGAACUGAAGAAUCUUAUUCCUAAAUCGGCCGUGGGAACAUUGUCGUCCAACUCCAGCAACGUGAUCAAGCUGAUCAUCGACGCCUACAACUCGCUCUCGUCUGAGGUCAUUUUGGAGAACAGCCGGCUGCCUGAAGGAGUGACCAUCACCUACAAGGCCAUCUGUAAGAACGGCGUGGAGGAAACGGCUGACAACGGCAGAAAGUGCUCCAACAUUUCCAUCGGCGACGAGGUCUUCUUCAACAUCUCCAUCGAGUCCCAAAAGUGUCCGCUGGAUGGGAAGUCUGAGAUCAUAAAGAUCAAACCGCUUGGCUUCACUGAGGAGGUGGAGGUGGUGCUCAACUUCAUCUGUGAGUGUCAGUGUUCCAAAGACGGCGAACCCAACAGCCAGCAGUGCAACGAUGGCAACGGAACCUUCGAGUGCGGGGCCUGCAAGUGUAACGAAGGACGCAUUGGGCGACUGUGCGAGUGCAGUAAAGAUGAGGUCCGAACCGAAGACCUGGACGCCAACUGCAGGAAGGACAACGGCACCGACAUCUGCAGCAACAAUGGCGACUGCGUCUGCGGCACCUGCGAGUGCAAGAAGCGGGAGAACCCAGCCGAGGUGUACAGCGGAAAGUACUGCGAGUGCGACAACUUCAACUGCGACCGCUCCGGCAACAAGCUGUGUGGAGGACACGGACGCUGCGAGUGUCGCGUGUGUGUCUGUGACGCAAACUACACAGGAAGUGCCUGCGACUGCUCGCUGGACACGUCCACCUGCCUGGCCAAGAACGGACAGAUCUGCAACGGGAGAGGCACCUGCGAGUGUGGCAUUUGUAAAUGUACCAACCCCAAGUUCCAGGGUCCCACCUGUGAGAUCUGCCCCACCUGCCCGGGUGUCUGCCCUGAGCACAAAGAGUGCGUUCAGUGCAGAGCCUUCCAGACCGGCGAGAAGAAAGACACGUGCGAGCGCGACUGCAGCUACUUCCAGCUCAUCAAGGUCAAAGAAACCAAAGAUCUGCCGCAGCCGACCGACCAGAGCUACCCGCUGAGCCACUGCAAAGAGCGGGACGCCAACGACUGCUGGCUGUACUACACCUACGCCAUCAGGAAUGACACCAAGGAGGUCUACGUGGUGGAGAAGCCAGAUUGCCCAGCGGGACCUGACAUCAUCCCUAUUGUGGCCGGCGUGGUGGCUGGGAUCGUUCUGAUCGGUCUGGCGCUGCUGCUCAUCUGGAAGCUCCUCAUGAUCAUCCACGACCGCAGAGAGUUCGCCAAGUUCGAGAAGGAGAAGAUGAACGCCAAGUGGGACACGGGCGAGAAUCCCAUCUACAAGAGCGCCGUCACAACUGUCGUCAAUCCAAAGUACGAGGGCAAGUGAUGGAGCGACGCCUUCACUCAGAUGGAAACACUGUACAGAGGAGAUUUGGGGAGGGGGCUGGGGGUGAGAAGUUGUCGGGAGUCUGAUGCCUCACUGUUGUUUUAGACACCACAUCAUAGAGUUCUGCCACUAUUUCAGUUUUUUCUUUUGCCUCUAUGCAUCAGUCGAACUUGUACAGCUGUGUGUGAGCAUUUUUUACGUGUCUUUGAGCGAAUGACUUGUCUGCCAGAGGUCUGGACAACGGUGCCUCGUCUUUUUUUUCUCUUUCCUGAAACUUUCAAAGCCAUCAGUGUUAGAUCAGAUGCUGUGUUGACCGUUCAGUGAUUCGGAUAGUUAGGACAGAAAGUUGAGCCAGCAUUUCUCACGAUGGGCCAAGUCGUGCUGACGUUCGCCACUCACUUUCUCGCCUGAAUACCAGUGACCCAUGACCAGCCUAAAAUAAGACCAGCCAAAAAUGUCAAAAUCGAAUCAAGUACAAAUUGAUAUGUUUGAUUUCUCUUCAGUUCUGUCGUAAAUUGUCACAAACGCAUCACAAUUUAUUCUUUCAUAUUUUGUGCCACUGAAAUCCCAGGCUUCAUUCCUGCACAGAGCCACGAGAGUCAAAUCUGUUUGACUCACAGUGUUAAUCUAACAGUCAUGUUUGAUAAGUUGAAAAGUUUGAAAACUGAAACUUGUUUAGUGUUAGUGAGAGCGCAGCAGGACAAUCCAGUCUCCUUUCACUCGUGAUGUAAUAUACGGUUUGUUAGAGCUUUAAUCUUUAAAUCUGAAACAUUUGCUGUCGAGUGAAACAGCCUGCUGUUGACUCAAAGUCACAUACAGAAAUGUCAACGUAAUGGUGUGUGAUACAUGGAAUGUCCAUCGGACGUUCUAUGUGAGGAGUCUGUGGUGUCUCAGACGUAACUGUGGGUCAUGGUUCUGUGCAGAAGCCAUACAUGAACUCACAGAACCGACUCAUAAUCUAUUUGACAUUCUGCUCUUCGUCACAGCAAUCGAUCCUCAUCCGAUCCGGAACCGGGUUUUUAACGUCUCAGGUCCCAAAUCGCUCACAGCUUCACCAAAAACUCUUGUUGUUGUUGAUUUGUUUGUUUUUCUUCGUAUAGAUCAAAGUUGUUUUUUUUAAUUCAUGUUUUGUCUUUUUUUAAGCAAAAAGGUCAGAGUUGGUUUAAGUGCCUUUUUAAAAGAAAAUUUCACGUUUGAAAUUCUGAUUUUCAAAACUUAUUUAUUGAAUAAAGGUUUUUUUAAAUCUU
Molecule: messenger RNA, 3902 nt
Organism: Synchiropus splendidus (mandarinfish)
Lineage: Eukaryota; Metazoa; Chordata; Actinopteri; Syngnathiformes; Callionymidae
Product: integrin beta-1-like
Exons: 16
Coding region: 259-2655 (798 amino acids)
Biological process (GO): cell migration; cell adhesion mediated by integrin; cell-matrix adhesion
Cellular component (GO): focal adhesion; cell surface; integrin complex
Molecular function (GO): fibronectin binding; laminin binding; collagen binding involved in cell-matrix adhesion
Source: RefSeq, a predicted model, not a curated record